CAUUGCUUCGACCUUCUCAAAACUUGCCCUUUUUCCAAGUUUUUUAGUAAAAGACAACCAUUUUUACAGAAUCCCUAUUUCCAAAUUCUGUGCCCCUUUUUCUCUUUUGAUUUCAUUUGUCUUUUUUUUUUUUUUUUAAUUUCAUUCUCUCUCUUCUAUGAUUCUUCUCCUAUCAGAAUAAAAAUGGCAGUGACCACUUUUUAACUCAUCCUCACAAUUUUUUUUGAGAUAAAUUCGAUUUUAUUCAAGCCCAGGGUAAGGUGAUUUUACGAGCCGUGGAAUUGAUGUUUCUAUCCGCGGUGAAGUGUGGAGCUUACUGAGUCCUGUUCUGUGUUGACUUCGUCUUGUGAUCCUCGUUAUGUAAUGGAAUGGAUUUCAGUCUAUUACAAGGUUAUAGGACUUUGUCCCAUAUCAGUAGUAUGGACAACUAAUGUGGGGUUUAUAGCGUAAAUGGACUCUCUCACCUACCAGGCUAGUCUUUUGAGACAACAUUUGCAGGUCAAGCUCAUCGUGUAGAUACAAUGAGGAAAAGGGGUCUUCAUGAAGCUUUACAUCCUUUUGAUGAUCAUCCCUUUGAGAUAUAUCAUCAAGGCUUGUGGAAAACUGUGGAACGAUUAAGAAUCGGCUCCGGCAAUGUAACGUUUAACGUCUUGGACCUUGGAUAUUUAUUCGAGGAGAAGAAUUUUCUCUCUACUCUAAGGCUACGGCCUAGACGAGCAACUAUGAUUGAUUGCAUCUGUGUAUUAAGACCUGGUGCUGAUGUUUCUGUAUUUUCAACAUCCGAAGAAUCAUCUGAAGAAUCUCUUACAGGAUGGUUUGAUGCUAGAAUAACAUCAAUCAAGAGGUCACCACAUGAAUCUGAAUGUAACUGCAAGUUUUACAUCAAAUUCUACCAAUUCAGUGACCAUGCUGGAACUAACAGAAGAACGUUAUGCAAAGAGGUUGAAAUUGUCGGGAUUAAUCAAAUAUCAAUAUUUCAAGUACUCGAACAAAAGCCUUCGGAAAAUACUCAUUAUAGGUGGCCUUUCUCAGAAGACUGUACUACAGUGUCAAGGACUAAAUUAUUUCUAUCGAAGUUCGCUGCUGAUAUCUCUUGGCUUAUUGUUGCAUCAGUUCAAAAACAAACUGUAUUUGAUGUAAGAUCAAUACAAAGGAAGUUAGUCUACCAAAUAUUGGACAUGAGUUCUAGUAGUUACUCGACCGCUGUCAAUCUAAGAGGUGUAAAUUUCAGGACAGAAGGAGAAAUCACAUUUUCAUCUGUUUUUCCGUUUGUUCCGGAGGAAAAUAAUGCAGUGCCACUUGCCGAAGAGCUUGAGGAGGAGAACACACUUGCAAGCUAUGAGCUAACAGAAGUAAGGAGAUCAAAACGUAGGCUUGUACAGCCUGAGAGAUACUUGGGUGAGAUUGGUCUUGAGGCGACAGAUAUUACUGCACUCAGAAUAGGGUAUAAGUUUUGGAAUCAGGACGAUUUGGCCAUUGUAGUCGUAAAUGAAGAGGAUACCAGUAAAGCUGUUGUAGAAGAACCCCAAGAGAAUUAUGAAGGCGCUAUUGAGUUAUAUUCCGGGCCAGGGGGAACUUAUCCUUUUUCGCUUACUGGAGCUGAGGCAAAAGAUGAGAAUCUUAUGAUUAGAGAUGCUCAAAGUGAAGGAGAGGGUAAGAACGGAGAAGGUCGAAAAAAGCGAAAAUAUGUCAAAAGAGUGAAAGAUAGCAAGGGGAAAAAUGUACAGAAAGAGAGUAAGCAUAACCAACUUGCUAUUAUUUCGUUUAAGAAAGAAGGCAAUAAAAUGCCUCGAGAAAAAAGUCAUCUCCUUAAUGAGAUCCGUUUAAAUCCUCUUGAUAUCGAUGAUGAUAACGUCCCCUUGAAGUUCUAUACUAAAAGAUUUAGACAGCGUAGAGAAGCAAUAAUGACAUCAAGAUUAGCAUCGUCAUCAUACACGAAGAAGAAUUCAGAGCUGGAUGAUUAUUAUGAUGGACCAAUAUACGGAGGAAAGAAGUCAAACUUUCGACAGUAUCCUAAGAAAAAGCAUCGCCCUGUGUUUGCUUCUUCGUCUAGGAGUGAUAAGUACUCGGAAGAUCCAUCAAGAAAGAAGAAAACAUUGGAUAUUUCUGCGUACAAGGACCUUAUAUCAACCUACAUGAAGAACAUACAGUUGACCAUUGAGAACAAACAGCCAAUUCCUACUGAUGCAUGGAAAAACCUUCAAGGAGCGUCAUCUAUGUAUGAAAAGAAAGUUGCUGAUGAAGCUCCUCCUCCCGAAGAGGAAGAAGAAUCAGAAUCCGAAAUGCUGUUCAGAGAAAUGGAACUUUGUUUAGCUUCAGCAUAUUAUGAAGAGAAGAAUCCAAAGACCGAUGAACAAGCAGAAAAUUUCUUCAAAAAUGAUGGAUCUUGUCAGCAUGUAUACACCAUAGAUGAUGAAAUCGGGGUUCUAUGUCAAUUGUGUGGAUAUGUACUAACAGAAAUUAGGGAUGUCACGCCACCUUUUAUGCGACAAUCCGGAUUUACCAAAAAACAAGAAAGAAAUGACCAGGCUGAAAAGGAUGAUACAGAGCAUAAGCUGCUAGAUGAGGCAUGUGCGGAUCUUGUCUAUAAUCCUGCUUCAUAUGACACUCUUGUGUCUGAAUCAAAUGAUAUUGUCUGGACUCUUAUUCCAAGUAUAAGGAAUAAAUUACAUGAACAUCAAAAGAAGGCAUUCGAGUUCCUUUGGACCAAUCUUGCCGGGUCUUUAAUACCUUCGGAAAUGGAACCAUCAGGGAAGAAAGUGGGAGGUUGUGUGAUUUCGCAUACUCCUGGUGCUGGGAAAACAUUUCUUAUCAUCGCAUUCCUUGUAAGUUACUUAAAGCUGUUCCCGGGAAAGAGACCUUUAGUUCUUGCUCCAAAAACAACACUAUAUACAUGGUACAAGGAAAUUAUAAAGUGGGAAUUUCCUGUCCCAGUGUACCAAAUCCAUGGCAGAAGAACUUAUAGGGAUCGAAUCUACAUGCAGAAGGUUGGAACUUCCUCAUCAGCUGUUGUUCCAAACGGUGAUAUCAUGCACGUACUUGAUUGUUUGGAGAAGAUACAGAAGUGGCAUGCUCAUCCUAGCGUUCUUCUUAUGGGUUACACCUCCUUUUUGUCGCUCAUGCGAGAGGACUCGAAGUAUGCUCAUCGUAGGUAUAUGGGUCAAAUUCUAAGGGAAAGUCCAGGAAUCUUGAUACUCGAUGAAGGGCACAACCCGAGAAGUACAAAGUCUAGGCUGAGGAAAGCGUUGAUGAGAGUUGAGACAGAAUUCAGGAUUUUGCUUUCCGGAACUUUGUUUCAGAACAAUUUUGGUGAGUAUUUUAACACCCUUUGCUUGGCUAGGCCGAAGUUUGUUAAUGAGGUGCUUCGAGUUUUAGACCCAAAAUACAAGAAGAAAAUAAAGGGACAGAAUAAGACGAGGACUUCCAUAGAAAACCGAGCAAGGAAGGUAUUCAUGGACAUCAUUGCUAGAAAAAUAGACUCGAACGAAGUAGAAGAGAGAACCGAUGGCCUAAUCAUGUUGAAGAACUUGACGAAUAAGUUUAUUGAUGUAUAUGAAGGUGGAGGCUCAGAGAACUUGCCAGGCCUUCAAAGUUAUACCCUUAUGAUGAAGCCAACUCCUUUGCAGCAUGAACUUCUUGUGAGGCUUCACAAACACAUGAGUGUUGCUCGGGGAUUUCCUUUGGAGCUCGAGCUUAUGAUCACCCUUGGAUCCAUCCAUCCUUGGUUGAUUAGAUCUGCUGUUUGUGCUAACAAGUUCCUUAGCGCAGAGGAGCUUCAGAGUCUUGAUGUUUUCAGGCAUGACCCCACAAAAGGGUCAAAAGUGAAAUUCGUCCUUGGUCUCGUUCAACGGUCUAUCAUUAGGAGAGAAAAGGUAUUGAUCUUUUGCCACAACAUUGCACCAAUAAACCUCUUCGUUGAACUUUUCGAGAGAAUAUAUGGGUGGAGAAAAGGCCAUGAGGUUCUCGUCCUUCAAGGGGAUCUCGAGCUUUUUGAGAGAGGACGGGUAAUGGAUAAAUUUGAGGAACGUGGAGGGGAGUCAAAGGUACUACUCGCAUCCAUCAAUGCUUGUGCCGAAGGUAUUACAUUGACAGCUGCUUCUAGGGUGGUCUUGUUGGACUCUGAAUGGAACCCCUCGAAGCAAAAGCAGGCCAUUGCUCGAGCUUUCAGGCCUGGCCAGGAGAAAAUCGUUUAUGUUUACCAACUUUUGGUUAGUGGUACAUUAGAAGAAGAUAAGCAUGGUAGAACAACAUGGAAAGAAUGGGUGUCUUGUAUGAUAUUUAGUGAAGAACACGUGGAUGAUCCUUCGAAAUGGCAAGCGGAGAAGAUCGAAGAUGCUUUGUUAAGAGAGAUUGUCGAGGAAGAUCAUGCUAAGUCUUUCCAUAUGAUCAUGAAGAAUGAAAAGACGUCUUAUGAGAACCCUCUGAAGGUGAUCAAUGAGGAAUAAGUGCGAGCACACCUUUCCGAACAACUUGUACAAUAGUCAUGGAAUAAAUCUAGGACGAUGAUCGUCAGUCAGUGGUGACAUUUGAUCAAGUCGGUAUGUAAAAUAUGAUUCAAAUCAACUAUUUAGAUGCAAAUUCUGUAUUUUCAUCUUCCAAUUUCCAUUCCUGUGAUGGUUUGAAACCGUUUGAUUUGCAUCGCGUAUUAAGCUCGAUUAGGCCUUAUAUGAACUUAUUAGCGCUUAUCUAAACUUAUUUAAAUUUGUCGGGUAUGUAUAUUUGAUUAUGCGGAAUUUCUUAUUUUCAUUAGCUUAAAAGACAAAAAAAAAAAAGUUAUCUAAUGCUCAAGUACUAGUUGAUUAAACUAUGUUGCCAAUUAAUAGAAGUGUAAGUUAAAG
This is a messenger RNA of Amaranthus tricolor (Joseph's coat), 4838 nucleotides long. RefSeq names its product SNF2 domain-containing protein CLASSY 2-like. The transcript has 10 exons. Bases 522 to 4445 code for a protein of 1307 amino acids. Gene Ontology annotation, biological process: gene silencing by siRNA-directed DNA methylation. Lineage: Eukaryota; Viridiplantae; Streptophyta; Magnoliopsida; Caryophyllales; Amaranthaceae. Gene Ontology annotation, molecular function: ATP binding; ATP-dependent chromatin remodeler activity. The record is from RefSeq and is a predicted model, not a curated record.